CUGACAGUCCGAGCAAUAUUGGCCAUUGGGUGAUUAUCGAAAAAUGGGAGUUUUGUGAAGCGGGUGUUGUAAAAAUAAAUAAAUUCCUUAUUUUAGGACAAUUUAUUUUUCGAAUUUCUUAUGUAAUAAGUAUGUUAUACGAUAAAUGUAUUAUUAUUUUUAAAUUAAUGAAAUGACGUUAAGUUUCAAUAUCAUAAAUAAUGAAUUUAUAGGUGCUAAGUAAAUUUUAUUAUGUUUAAUGAUGUAUGAAGCUAAGAACCGUACAUAUUUAUUAUUUAAAUAGGUAUACAUUGAUGAAUACAUUUCCAUAUAAUGUCGUCUCCAAUAAGACGCUUAUGCCAUUGGGGUCCAAUUGCAGUUUUAGGUAUAAUCAAAUUGAUAACAUGGUCAAUGGUACAUUUGAUGGGGAUGUGGUGGCCACCUCACGAAAGUCUCGGUGCUGCCUUACAUGCAGCUAUGUUCCUAGGUUUAGCUGCUUCCACUCUAUACUACUUCCUACAGGCCUUACUCGAAGGUCCAGGCUUUGUGCCCUUGGGAUGGAAACCAGAAAAUGAGACUGACACGGAUUAUCUGCAAUAUUGUACAGUUUGCAAGGGAUAUAAAGCGCCAAGAUCACACCACUGCAGGAAAUGUGGCUACUGCAUAAAGAAAAUGGAUCACCACUGCCCGUGGAUUAACUGUUGUGUUGGUCACGCUAACCACAGCUACUUCACAUUGUUCCUAAUAUCAGCUGUUCUGGGCUGUUUUCAUGCUUCUAUCGUGCUGUCCAUAUGCCUGUACCACGCCAUCAACCGCCUGUGGUACAUCCACCACGGCACGGGCCAGGAGCCGAUGAUAUACCUCACUCUGACCACGUUGCUGCUCACUCUGCUGGCUACUGGAAUGGCUAUAGGUGUCGUCUUGGCUGUCGGGACUCUGCUAUAUUUGCAGGUACGGGGCAUAGUUCGGAAUCGUACCACAAUAGAAGAUUGGAUUAUAGAUAAGGCGGUCUGCAGACGAGAAGAGCAGGGUCUGCCUCCCUUCGUGUUUCCCUACGAUUUGGGGUGGAAGAAGAACGUAUACCUGCUGUUCCACGGGUCGCAGUACGACGGUAUACGGUGGCCCGUCGUCGACGGCUGCGGGGAAUACGAUCUAACGGUGGAGCAGCGCGCGCAGAAGGCGGACAAGCGGUCGCGCGCGCGGCUGUACACGGCGAGCCGCGCCUACUCGGGCCGCUGGCUGCCGCUCGUGGCCUUCCCGCGCGCCGCGCUGGCGCCGCCCUGCACCGACGAGCCGCGCCUGCCGCUGCGCCGCGGGCAGCCGCUGCGCGCCACGCGCCAGCGACGGCACUGGCUCUUCGGCGAGAAAUUGACGGAGGCAGGUGAAGGUGUGCGGGGCGCGCGGGGCUGGUUCCCGCGCGCGGCGGCCACGCCCACCGCGGCCACGCCCCCGCCGGCGCGCGGCCCGGGCCCCGCCCCCCGCGCGCACAAGCACAAGCCCGAGUAGCCGGGGCCCGUGUGAGCGACGAACGGACGUCGGUCGACCUCGACCCAGACCGGCUUCACACGGGUGCAGUUUAUUACACUCAGGAAACUCUAACACACUUAGGAAUAAUGGAGCUUUCUACCAGUGAAAAUUUUUUUAGAAUUGGAUUAUUUGUUUCGGAUAUUACCCAUUUACAAACAAACAUAUUAACCUCUUUAUAAUAUUAGCAUAUAUAAGAAUAAACUAUGCAAACAUUGGCUCGAUAUUUAAAUUUAUUAUGUUUUUUUAGAAUAGUAACAUUGUAAUUUUGAUACAGGCUUUGAAUUGGUGUUGGUGAUAUAUGUUUUGAAAUAUUAAUAUUAUUACCGUAUUGUAUAAUGGUGCCAAGUCGUUGUACAAAAUCUACACUAAAUAACAGCCAAAAAAUAUUGCUAUCCUAUUCAUUUGGGUCGGUUUGAUAAGGAUAGCAAGACUGUCAAAGCUGUUAAAUUAAUUUAGUUUAGAGAUUGUGUACAACAGAUUCUGCAUCUAAUACAAAAGUCAUUAAAUAUUUAAGUAUAAAAUGUUUAACAAUAAGUACAUGGUAAUUAAACGCAUUUUGUAAAGUUUCUAGUAAUAAUCCGCGAUCUCAUAUGUAAACAUACAUAAUCAGAAUUAAACGAAUUUAAUAAACUGUGUAGAAAUGUAUCGUUUAACUUUGUACGUACGUAACAGUUAUUUCGUACUGUAUAUAUGUAUUUUUUCGACUAUUUGUCAGUCUAUAAUAAUAUUAUUUUUGUAAAAUUUGAAAUAUUUUAUGUUUAUAAGCAUUUUACUUCAAAUUUGGUACAGGAAGAUAUAUCGAUGUUAAUUUUAGGUUAUGUAUUCUUUGAUUUUUUCUAAGCAAGGCUUAAUCAUAUUGCUUACUUUGAAAACUUACUUGAAAUUUUAUAUUACAGGUAACUUAUUGGUGACAUUAAGCCUUACUUAGGGUUGAUUAUUUUUAAACUUGGUUUAUCAGUCUUAAUUUCAGCGUCUUAUUAAUAAACGCGUCAUGCAUGUAACCUAACUCCACGGAACCUAUAUUUGUUGGAUGUACAAAGUUGGAGUAUUAAAGUAGAUGGUUUUAACUGACCAUAUUUAGACCAAGAAUGGUCAUUUUUUAUAAUAUAAUAAUAUAAUUGAUUUUUUUUUUUUUCAAAUUCAAUUGAAUGUUUUAUAACUAAUAAGAAUUUACUACAAUAUUUUAUUGUCACAAUAACUAGAAGUUUGUGCAAAAUUUCAAACAUUUAAGUGGCAUUGGUUUAAAAUUCUAUUCUAAAUAUUAACAGAUGAAUUUUAUUGAAAUCUUGUUGUCGCCUUAUACUUUUAUCAUGAAUUAACUAUUUCUAUGGGUUUAAUGCAGACUGUAAUUGAUGUUGUCUCGCU
This is a messenger RNA of Vanessa tameamea, 2871 nucleotides long. RefSeq names its product palmitoyltransferase ZDHHC6-like. The record is from RefSeq and is a predicted model, not a curated record. Gene Ontology annotation, molecular function: palmitoyltransferase activity. Bases 313 to 1485 code for a protein of 390 amino acids. Gene Ontology annotation, biological process: protein palmitoylation. Gene Ontology annotation, cellular component: Golgi apparatus. The transcript has 9 exons. Lineage: Eukaryota; Metazoa; Arthropoda; Insecta; Lepidoptera; Nymphalidae.